CAGUUGACAACUCGUCGCCAGUUGCACCGUACGUCCGACUCAUUAGAGAGUACCGAUGUCAUAAGAACUGCUUAGAAUACAAAACUCGGACAAUUUUGUGAUAAAAAUGAAACACAUUUUGGGAAUUGUUCUGUUAUCGCUAGUGCUAGUUCAGUUUUCCGGUGCGACGUUAUCGCCAUCGAAUGUCAAGGGGAAAGGCAAGAAAGUGAAAGAGCUGAAAGUGAAGCAGGGUCCCCAGGGGACGAGUGUUUUCGAUCGGGGUUUGAUCCAGGAGGAACCAUCCGCCAAGGAUAUCCUGGUGGAGAGUGGUGCGUAUUAUGAGGAGACGGCACUGAAGAAUUUUAAAGGAAAUGUGCUGGGCUAUGUGACACCGUGGAACAACCACGGAUAUGACGUGGCCAAAACUUGGGGAGGCAAACUCAACUACGUCUCGCCCGUGUGGCUGCAGGUGUUAAGGAAGGGCCCGAAGCAGUAUGAGCUGGGUGGUGCUCAUGAUAUCGAUGCAGGUUGGGUGAGGGACGUUAAGAAGGCCGGGGAAGCGAUCAAUAAUAAAGUCGUUCCCCGAGUCUUGUUCGACAAAUUCACCGACAAGGACUUCUCCCAGCUGCUGACGUACAGCGAAGAGCGUACGAUAGCGGCCAAACUGAUCCUGCACAGCGUCCGAAAGUACAAAUUCGAUGGCAUCGUCCUGGAGGUGUGGUCGCAACUGUCCGCUCGGGUCGACGAUGAGUACCUGGUCGGUUUGGUGAAGGAAAUCUGCGAAACCUUAACCGCUGCGAGCUACGAUUGCAUACUGGUGAUUCCGCCAGCCCGGAAGGAAACCUACGAUCUGUUUUCACGGAAACACUUUGAAACUUUGGCUCCCGUGGUGACGGCAUUCUCGCUGAUGACCUACGACUAUUCCAGCGUUCAGCGACCGGGAGCCUGUGCCCCUCUCUAUUGGGUGAAGAAUGCAGUGCAACACAUCUGCCCGGAUAGUGCGGAGAAUGUGAAGGAGAAACGAGCCCAGAUUCUGCUGGGUUUGAAUCUCUAUGGAAGCGAUUACACCCCUAACGGGGGACAACCGAUUGUGAGUCACGAGUAUAUGGGAUUGCUGAAGCAUCUGAAGGGGCAUCUCACGUUCGAUGAGCAUGAUGUGGAAAAUUUCUUCGAAGUGAAAACAUCGAACGGUCGCCAUAUGGUAUUCUACCCAACGUUGUUCUCCAUCAACGAAAGACUGAAGCUGGCCAGGGAGCUGGGAACGGGAAUUUCCCUGUGGGAACUUGGACAAGGAUUAGACUACUUCUACGAUCUCUUCUAGUCAGAUUUCACCAUUCUUAAAAUAAAACGCAUUUUCAAGACUUUUCGUUUAUUUGAAAGUA
Ochlerotatus camptorhynchus is the source of this 1361-nucleotide messenger RNA. RefSeq names its product chitinase domain-containing protein 1. NCBI's taxonomy places the organism in Eukaryota, Metazoa, Arthropoda, Insecta, Diptera, Culicidae. Gene Ontology annotation, cellular component: endomembrane system. The transcript has 4 exons. Gene Ontology annotation, biological process: carbohydrate metabolic process. Bases 107 to 1300 code for a protein of 397 amino acids. The record is from RefSeq and is a predicted model, not a curated record. Gene Ontology annotation, molecular function: chitin binding; oligosaccharide binding.